Manis javanica (Malayan pangolin) is the source of this 1065-nucleotide messenger RNA. Its product is annotated as olfactory receptor 1P1-like. Gene Ontology annotation, biological process: G protein-coupled receptor signaling pathway. Gene Ontology annotation, molecular function: G protein-coupled receptor activity; olfactory receptor activity. Gene Ontology annotation, cellular component: membrane. The record is from RefSeq and is a predicted model, not a curated record. NCBI's taxonomy places the organism in Eukaryota, Metazoa, Chordata, Mammalia, Pholidota, Manidae.
AUGGUAUCAGAACAGAGUUCAGAGAACGGCGUAUUAAUCAGUUGUCUAGAGGGAAGUAUAUUGAGAGACCUUCCCUGGGUCUCCCGGAGGCCUCUCUCCCCAACUGCUGGGCUCUUGGCGGGAGGGAGCCAGACUGGUGUCUUUGGUUUCUUCCUCUGGGGUCUCUCGGGGCGGCCAGAAUAGCAGUGCAUCCUCUUCCUGCUGUCCCUGUGCAUGUGUGUGGUCACAGUAGCUGGGAGCCUGCUCACCAUCUUGGCCAUCAGCACCAACACCCAUCUCCACAUGCCCAUGUACGUCCCCCUUGCCAGCCUGUCCUGUGCUGGCAUCCUCUGCACCUCCCCCACUGUGCCAAAGGCCCUAGGGAACAUCCAGACCCAGAGCAGGUCCAUUUCCUACUCCGGGUGCCUGGCUCAGCUCUACUUCUUCUUGACUUUUGGGGACAUGGACGUCUUUCUCCUGGCCACAAUGGCCUAUGACCACUAUGCAGCCAUCUGCCACCCUCUCCACUGCACAAUGGCCAUGAGCUGCCAGCGCUGGGCCCUCCUGGCUACUGCUUGCUGGGCCCUUAUGGGUCUUGUAACCGUGACCUGCACAUUGCUCAUCUUUCGACUUUCCUUCUGAUCUUCAGAGAUAAUUCCUGACUUCUUCUGUGAUCUGCGGCCCCUCAUGAAGGUGUCUUGCUCUGACACUCAGCUCAAUGAGCUUGUGCUCCUCUUCUUGGGGGGAGCAGUCAUUUUAUUUCCCUUUAUGCUCAUCCUGGUCUCUUAUAUCCGCAUUGCCUCAGCCAUCCUUGAGGGGCCCUCUGCCCAGGGAAGGUGCAAGGCCUCCUCUACCUGUGGCUCCCACCUGGCUGUUGUUGCCCUGUUCUUUGGAACAGUGAUCAGGGCUUAUCUGUGCCCCUUGUCCUCUUCCUCCAACUCAGUAGAGGAGGAUAGAGCCGCUGCUGUCACGUACACAGUGGUGACUCCCCUGCUGAACCCUUUCAUUUAUAGCCUGUGGAAGGACAUGGAUAGGGCCCCAGGGAGGUUCCUCAGGGGCAAAGCUUCCUUCUCAUGGGCACAGUGA